Messenger RNA from Toxotes jaculatrix (banded archerfish), 2241 nucleotides. RefSeq lists its product as uncharacterized. Gene Ontology annotation, cellular component: cytoplasm. The transcript is spliced from 6 exons. NCBI's taxonomy places the organism in Eukaryota, Metazoa, Chordata, Actinopteri, Toxotidae. The coding region runs from base 68 to 1831 and encodes 587 amino acids. The record is from RefSeq and is a predicted model, not a curated record.
CAGCUGUACUUCCUCAUUACACUUAGACAGAGAUUCGCUGUGUUGGAUCAUAGUCGGCGUGACGGUCAUGAAGGACGGUACCGGAGCCGGGGAACAGGCGGAGGUCUCCCGCCAGGAGCUUUAUGAGGACUAUGUGAACUGUUACCUUCAGCAGUGUGCGGACGUCCGACCGGGCCCCGACGCCCGGCUGCUGAACAGAGCGGCUCAGUAUUUGCUGAGGGAGCCAGAUCCUAAGGGCACCUUCACCGUGUUUCCAUUCUACCAGGCGGUCUCCGAGGACUGUGAACCCCUGAGAACAGACUCCAGGAAACACCUGUCCGCCUUUAUUAAAGCCACCGAGCUGCUGGAAACGCUCUGCAUCAACCUGUACCUUCAACCCUGGAAGAAGGAAUUCAAAACACUUAAGACUUUUACAGGUCCUUUUGUUUACUGUCUUCUGCCAGUUCUCAGCGGCUCCACCAUUGAGUCAGUCCUGGCUUCUAUCGGCUACCUGCCCCACGCUGACGCCCCACAAAGCGAGUUCCGGCUCAGUGAGGAUGCUAACCCAGACAGAGCCAUGCUGGUGGGCUUCGAGCUGCUGCUGGCCAGGGUGGAAUGCUACCACCUCCUGGAGCUCCUGGAGAAGGAUGAGCUGGAGCCACAGGAGAUGCUGGACAUUCUCCGCAGGAGAGUGGGGGCCACUACAGAGCUAGAGGAACCCACAGAAAAGAAGACGACAACAACAGGGCAAAACGAAGAGGAGAAGAAGAAGGAAGAAGCAGAUAAAAAAGAGGCGCCUCUGUAUUCAGACACCAGGCUCACAGUGAACCCCCAGCCCAAGCCUCAACUCCACCACCACCUCCACAUCAGUGCAGACCAGUCCAUCAUGGAGAUGCAGAGAAUCUACCCUGAUCUGGCCUUCAGGGGCCGCCUCCUGGUCACAGACAAACCUCGCCCAGCAAACGGCAGCAGGGGCAGCGUCACAGCUCUUCACGCUGCCAGUGACAGUUACGGUGAUGACAGUAAAGCUGCUGAGCUCCACAGAAGAGACUGCACUAAAGGCACCAAAGCCGCUUCUACAGCUACCUGCAGUAAAAAUGACGAGAGCAAAGCUGCCGAGGUUUCGGGCGACAGCGGCAGAAGUAGCCUUUGUCAUGAUAGGAACACUGGCACGAGCACCGUCCCAGGAAACACCACUGGCGGCAGCUUUAGUAACACUGACAGAAGAAGAGUUGAUGAUGAUGAUGAUGAGCUCAGUGGUCCUCAGGGUAUGUCGCUUCACCUCACUCUGAGAGCUGGAUCCAAAGCGGAGCAGGACCUGAUGCCUGGAGAGUCUCAGCCCACAGCAGCCCACAGGCAGCAGCAGGCAGCAUCGGACGUACAAAACAGGAAACCAACCAGACUGCUGCUUCCAUCUCUGAGCUCUGUGGACGAGGAGCAGGAGCUGAGACAGCUGGCAGAGACGAUGGGCCAGCUCCAAGUGCAAGAGAACGAGGGGGAGGUGAAGAGAGAAGCGGAGAGGAAGAGAGCGGAGGAGAACACGAGCAAAGAGAGGAGGAAGAAAAAACGAAAGGCGAGCACGGAGGGAGAGGAAGAGGAGCUGAGCCUCAGGAAGCCAGUGAUGGAGACAGGUCCCCCGCCGAGCCACGACGGCAGCAGAUGCACCAAAUCCUCUCAGCCUGAUCCUGAUCCUGUGUGCCACCCCUCGGCCCUGACUGCAGACUGUCAGAGCUGUAACAGAGGAGGAGGAGGAGAUGAAGAUACCCAAGAUACCGAAAGAGCGGAAACGGGCCGAGGAGAGGAGGAGCAGCUGGCACAGAGCUUCGUUAUCGUCGAGCAUCACAAGAAAUGACACACAUUCAGGGUUCAAACGGACUGAAGUCACUGUGAAUACUGGGUUUAGAUAGAUACCCGAUACUUGAUUUGAUUCAUUUUAUUUUAUUUUUUAUUAACUUAUUGUAACUUUAUUAACCGUCUUGUUAUCAUGAAUCCAGGGAUGAAGAUGAAGGAGAACUUCAUACAUAAUGUAUCAUUUAAUUCUGAGAUACAGACACAAAUAACUUCAGCUCACCAUGUCUUAAUUUGAAGAUAUUUGUGUGUUUUUUUUUUUUCACUUCUUUUUUCCUCUCACCUCUACAUAGACCAUGUCCUCCAUGGUUAAAUAACCAAACCGGCUUGGAGUCGCUGCAAGAAUUUCUUUUUUUUCUCCGCUUUUGAAUCUCGCUCUCUGUCUCGUCAAAACUAAAUAAAUAAAUAAAGUCA